AUGCCUCCCCAGCGCAAAGAUGGCCCAGGAGGUGGCCCCAGUGGUGGACCCGUUAGAACACCCAAUGGUGCGCGAUCGGGAUUUCGGACGGACACAGCCAUCUCAAACAACCGCGCAGGAGCCGAACGCAACCUGACUCGGUGGGUUGCCGAUAGCCCUGCAGCCCUAGAUGGUGCCCUCGAGAGUUCCUCAAACGCAGGUGGAAAGUGGGACCAGUUUGCCGCGAACGAGCGCCUCUUUGGCCUGAAGACGGACUACAACGAGAACUACUACACAACGGCCAUUGAUCGCAGCCAUCCCCAGUACUCGGAGCGCCUAGCCGUCGCAGAGCGUGCCGCCCGCGAAAUCGAGGGAUCGUCGGCAACUACUGCUCACGUGGCUGAAGAGCGUGUCAUGGAUUUUGUUGCCGGUGAAGGCCAAGGUGACGGUGAUGAGGAAGACAAAUACAGUGGUGUACGCAGACAGCAAGACUUCCCCCCUCUGUCGGCGUCUGCACGGGGAGAGGCCAAGUACACGCCUCCCGCACGUCGUGCCCCGACAGCCCACUCGACUGUGGUUGGCGCGCCAGUCGAUCCGGCCAUCAUCUCAUCGCAGAUCAAGGGUGGCUCUUCGCGGAAGCAGCAGCAGCAGCAGCAGCAACCGCCGCCGCCGCCAGCUGCCCCCAAGGGCGAAGAGAACAAGGCAUCCACAGCUAAUGCACCGCGUCCGGCACCCCCUGCCGUAGCGUUGCCGCAACAGUCAAAGACGCCCGAGCCGAAGGCUGCUGAUAAGGUCGCCGAUGGAAAGCAGCAGACUGCUCCCAAGGUCGCAGACAACACAUCCGAGCAAACCAAGUCUGCAACGACCUCAAAGCCCAACAGCAAGCCGUCGACACCAGCAAUUUCAUCUGGAACUUCUUCGCUGCGUGCUACUGCGACACCGAAUCGUACAUCGCUUUCUCCUAGUGCCAAGGCUUCCGCGUUCGCGCCCUCGACUUCGGCUGUGAACAGCCCCGCGCCUCCCAACGUUGCUGACAAUGUCGAGAGUGCUCUUCUGAAAGAUUUCAAGGACUUUGCUUCGCAGCAGCGUCAGCACGCAGAGAAGGCUCGGCACAACAAGAUCAAGGCCGAUGCUCAGGUUAAGCUCCAGGAACUGAGAAGAUUCGCAGAUAGCUUCAAGUUGUCGACCCCCGUGCCUAACGAUCUCAUCUCCAUUAUUGCCAAGGAUCCCGAGAAGCAACGCCAGAUCCAGGAGAAGGCGCUACAGAACGCCGAACAGCUUGCAAAGUCCAAGACAGAAUCUGCUGAUGGCCAGCGCGGUUCAGCUUCGUCUGCCGGUUCCUCCAAGCCCCCAGCCGCUCCCUCGAGCUCUGCAGCCUCUGCCGCGGCGUCGACAGCCUCUAACAAUGCGUCGAACGCUACCACCAAUACCUCAACCACGCCCAACCUCGUGCCUCCGUCCGGCCCAGGUGCGGCUGCUGGCGGUGCUUCUGCUGCAGACAAUGCUCGGCCGCCUGUCAACAACAGUGGUCGCCCACAGGGUCCUCCCCACUCUUCGCACAGCAUGUCAAACCGCCACCCCAACUCGCGGGGUGGAUACAUGCAGCAGAACUUCCGCCCGCAGUCGCAGCCCUAUCGCGGCGAUCGCUCUGGUCCGCAACAUAUGUCGCAAGGUCACAACACUGGCCACUUGGCCGAGCGGAUUAGAAAUUCUGAACAAAACCAGAACCGGUACAACAAGAACUUGAACAACCAUGGCCCCUCUCAUUUUGGCCCUUCUGGGGAUGCCCGCAUGCCGCCCACUGGGCCUGCAAACCCAGCUGACAGCAACUAUUCCCGCCGCCUAAGUGCGCAGCCGUCCGGAGCACACACACCCCAGAAGCUGAACCCUACUACGCACGAGUUCCGCCCGAGUCCUUUUGCUGCGUCGUUCAACCCGACUGGCCCUAGUGCGGGAUCCAGCCCGCGUUCAACGAUCAACCCCAUCACAACCGACCAUUCAAUCCCGAUGUCUUCGACGGCGACAUCAGUGCCGACCAUCCCGUCUCCUCGGGUCCUUGGCACCGUCCUUAUUCGCCGUAAGACUCAGAACGUGAGUGCGGACAAAUGCGACAUCUUGACCAUGGUUCGGUCCAUCAAGCCGCCGCCGGGACGCAACUGGGACGAGAAUAAUGGCCUACGCCCGUCAUUUGAUACUCCCCUUCUUUGGCGCCAGAUUCAAGAUGACGAGAAGCAGGACUCGACAAUGCAUCUCAAGUACACCGAGUACCUUGAGCGCGUUGCCUUUAGUGCGGCUUCCAGAGCGACACCCGUCCAAGGACACGUGGUGCCACAUAACAUGUCUCAAAUGCCGCACCAGCAUCAGCUUCCGGCACACAUGCAGCAUCACGGCGGCCACAUGGGCCCGCGCCCCAACCAACACAUGCCACCGAUGCCAAUCCACGGUGGUGGCGGACCUCACGGGCACAUCCCCCAAGUGUCGUUUAACGGGAGCGAUGACCAUCGGAUGAUGGCAUCGAACUCGGCGCAGUCGUAUGCUUCACCGCGCAUGUCACAGGCCCCGAUGUACCCGCAGCAUGCAACCCCACAGAUGGGCUAUAACCAGCCGGCUAUGCCAUUCAUGCAGAACGGACCCCAGAUGAACCAGUUCCGGAACUACUCGAACAAUCCCCAAGGGUUCAUGCCACCGCAGUCUGGACCGAUGAUGCCGAUGAUGCCUCCACAGCACUUCGUUGCUGUUCCGGGAGCUAUGAUGGGUGGUCAACAGCAGAUGGGCAUGUAUCCUGGUGGCGCCCAGUUCAUGGGACCUCCUGGCGCUGGCGGUGCUGGAGGUGCACCUCCACCGCAUCAAAUGGGCGCAUCCAACGGAUAUCCCAGCCCCGGGCGGCCUGUCGCGCCGAUGAUGGGCCAACAAGGAUCCCAACAGGGACAACCAAUGUACGGACAGAGCCCCAACACACAGUACCAGCAACCUGCCUUUAACCCCCAACACCAGGGACAAGGUGGUAAGCUUUUUUGA
Messenger RNA from Sporothrix schenckii 1099-18, 2997 nucleotides. Its product is annotated as pab1-binding protein. Gene Ontology annotation, biological process: cytoplasmic stress granule assembly. The record is from RefSeq and is a predicted model, not a curated record. Gene Ontology annotation, molecular function: RNA binding. NCBI's taxonomy places the organism in Eukaryota, Fungi, Ascomycota, Sordariomycetes, Ophiostomatales, Ophiostomataceae. Gene Ontology annotation, cellular component: cytoplasmic stress granule. The transcript is spliced from 2 exons. Bases 1 to 2997 code for a protein of 998 amino acids.